AUGAGUGCAGCAUUUAGUAGGGCAGACUCGCGCAAGCGGGGGUUUGCCUCCUCGAGAUCUGAGCACAGCCCGCAGCCUAAGCGACGGCGGACUGCAGACACGAGAUCGCCCAGUCUCCCCUAUGCCACCAUCGCCCCUUCAACUGCCGCCCGCAGCAACCCGGUUCCCAGACCAGUCAUCAUGGUCCAUCCUACCAAGGACAUCUCUAAGCGCAUGGAGUCUGCCGUCCAGGAGUGCCGCGACCAAGCAGUCCAGCGCUACUCCGAGGUCCAUGCCCUGCUCCUCUUCUGGGAAGACGACGACCUUCUCGUCAGCAACGACGUUGCUGCCCUUGAAGAAACCUUCAAGGCUAUAUACCGCUACAGUACCACUGUGAUCAAAAUCAAGGCUCCUAAGGCGAAUCAAGAGUUGCUGCGGAAGGUGCUUGACUUUCUCACAGCUCGAGACUCUUCUGACAAUCUGCUCAUCGUCUACUAUGUCGGUGAUGCCCAGGCAAACACCAGGGCCGGUGAAGCUCCGUUCUGGGUUCCCCACCGACGAAAUGGCAUGGUAGUCCAUUCUGGUCAGCUCCAGGAUCAUUUUGAAGACGCAGAUGCGGAUGUUCUCAUGCUCUGGGAUUGCGGCAUCGGACCGGCCUUGACCGGCCAAGUCAUCCAGCAAUCCGGGCAUGUCAGCACCAGCGUGAGCGAAGUUCUCACCGCGGGUGCUUACCAUACUCUUGGUGCCGGCAUUGGCGAGGACAGCUACACCCGGGCACUGAUCGAAGAACUCCCCAAGGCAGCCAAAUCAGGGGCUGUGCGCAUCAUCGAUCUGCACACUCAACUUCUGAACCGCCUGGGUGCCAGAAAGCCCCUUGCUCUCAACACCGUCCAUCGAGCACCGACCCAUGGCUGGCUGUCACGAGUCCAUCGGAGCAUCGUGCUGACUCCGCUCGGUUCCAAGAGCAAUGGUGACGGCACCAGUACAAGCGGCCCUCUUGGCCCCCUUCGCCAGCCAGUCAAUGGUGCCCAGGCAGCGGGUGAGAUGUGUGUUGACCGAGCUGAUAUUGACAACUUGGGUUCUUUGAUCACGGUCUGCUUCCGCAUCUCUGAGAUGGACACGACGGUGGCCGCACUCGAGAAUUGGCUGAGGGAGGCUCCAGAACAGGCUCAAGAUGCUAUCAAGGUCACAGGCAUGUACGCGGGCUAUUCUCCCCUGAUCAGCUUGGUCAUUCCCCUCCAUGUCUGGGCUCUCCUCCCCGAAUGUCCCUCCCAGGGCCUCAAAGGCUUUGCCAUCACGGGCUUAGCCAACCCCGAGGUUGAGGAAGCUAUCGAAUCAGCUCUUUUUACCAGGAUGGGGCUCGAGGAGAACAAGGCUAGCUUGGCUCAUCGCCACCACCCAGACCCGCAAGCAGUGCACAAGAUGGAGGACAGUGUGCUGGAGGAGGGCUACUCCCUACGGAAUAGCCCCAACAAGAUCCGAAAGGCCCUUCCAACUGGUCGACGCCUUUUGCCCUCAGAGCCCCGGGCCCUACUGCCAGGCGAGAGGCGCGAGCUGCCACGUGCUGCAUCGCAGCACCAACCGACAAUCGUCCACACCUCUGCAGAGCCUCCUCUUCCUCCUUCUCCUGCGACUGGAUCAGAGCGCAAGGCCCUCCCGACAUCACGAAAGCCGGUCAAGAUCAGCAUCAAGUCGGCAGGCCCGCUCCUCUAUUGCCAGGAGUGCAAUGGUGCUGUGUUCAAGGACGACGAGGCUCUCGCGGCCCACAAGCGCAAGCACCACACCCGCCCUUUCCAGUGUGUCUUCAACUGGGCUGGAUGUACCUCGGACUUUGCAAGCAAGAACGAAUGGAAGCGCCAUGUCAUGAGUCAGCAUAUUCUGCUCAACUAUUGGCUCUGCCAGCUCGAUUCGUGCAGAAACACGGUGAACACCCCAAAGAGCGCCAACGGUGCUACACUCCCCAACGGCGCCAUCUUCAAUCGCAAAGACCUCUACACGCAGCACCUACGCCGGAUGCACACCCCACCCGCCAUCAAGAAACAGCUCAAGGUGCUCAAGGCUAGCAAGUCGGCCCCAAAUACCGAUCUUGUCCAGUGGGAGGAGCACCUCAAAGACCUUCAAAAGGCGGGCUACAAGCAGCGCUGCAACCUGCCCACCUACAUGCGCUGCCCUGCUGUCGGCUGCACCCAAGAGUUCCAGGGCGCCAACGCCUGGGACGAUCGCAUGGAGCACGUCGCCAAGCAUCUGGAGAAGGCGGCUGCCGGUAAGGAGCAGCGAGUCACCUUUGGGGGUGAUUGGGACCCCACCCUCACGACUUGGGCCACCAGACCCGACGUCGGAAUCGUUAUCAAGAACGCAGAUGGCGAGUGGAAGACAUGGGAGUCCCCGCCCAAGGCCUCGCGACAUACCGUGCCCAUGGGCGACAUUGCUGCUGAUGACGGCUACGGAAACACGAGCGCACUUCAUGCUAACGGCAAUGAAAACGGCGAUACUCCAGACGAGGAGGAUGACGAGGAGCGCGACCGGGAGCGCUCUAGGUCGGUGAUUGAGGUUGCCGAGGGUCAACACAGCCACGAUGAUUCCCCGGACUAUUAA
Thyridium curvatum is the source of this 2574-nucleotide messenger RNA. RefSeq lists its product as uncharacterized. The transcript is spliced from 2 exons. Gene Ontology annotation, molecular function: DNA-binding transcription factor activity. The coding region runs from base 1 to 2574 and encodes 857 amino acids. The record is from RefSeq and is a predicted model, not a curated record. NCBI's taxonomy places the organism in Eukaryota, Fungi, Ascomycota, Sordariomycetes, Thyridiales, Thyridiaceae.